Molecule: messenger RNA, 1380 nt
Organism: Solanum dulcamara
Lineage: Eukaryota; Viridiplantae; Streptophyta; Magnoliopsida; Solanales; Solanaceae
Product: UDP-glycosyltransferase 13-like
Exons: 1
Coding region: 1-1380 (459 amino acids)
Molecular function (GO): UDP-glycosyltransferase activity
Source: RefSeq, a predicted model, not a curated record
AUGUCUGAUUCUAUUGUCAACUCUGCAAAGUCAGUUCACAUAUUAUUUCUCCCUAGUGGCCUGGGAGUUGGACAAAUGGUUCCAUUUUUUCGACUAGCUUCCAUGUUAGCUUCACAUAGAUGUAGAAUCACCUUCAUUACUAUGCUACUUGAAAUAUCUACCACAAACUCUAGUUUCGUCUCCAACUUUUUUGCCAAUCACCCAGAAAUCAAUCGACUAGAUUUUCAAAUUCUUCCCUUGAAUACCUCAACUUCUCCGAUAAAUGAUCCAUUCAUCAUGCAAAUUGAUGCUAUUAGUAACUCACUUCACCAGCUCGCCCCUCUGGUGUCUUUGAAUGAACCAGUUUCUGCUAUUGUCUCCGACUUUAUUCUUGCAUCUAGUCUUUCACAAAUUGCUAAUAAUCUCAACAUUCCUCUUUACAAUAUCUCAACAACAUCAGCUAAAUUUUACUCUACUGUAGCAUACCUUCCUGUAUUGUUAUCCAAAGAUCCUGCUGCAUUUAAGUACUGUUCAAGCAAUCUUGAGAUCCCGGGUAUAGGAUCAGUUCCAAAAUCAAGCAUCCCUCGCUCAUGGCUGGACGAUUCACAAACAAACUAUGUAUUGAAAGCCUACUUGCUGCCAAAUGCUCGAGCUCUUCCUCAAGUGACUGGCGUCUUUCUAAACACCUUUCCCUGGUUUGAACCAGAAACAAUUGCUGCCCUCGAUGAUGGAAGAGUAACCAGUUCUCUUCCACUUGUAUUUCCUGUUGGCCCUGUGGGACAUUACAAGCUAGGAGAAGACAGUCAGUGUUCAUGGUUAGACGAACAACCUGCUGAAUCCGUUGUAUAUGUUAGCUUUGGUACUAGAGAGCCGAUUUCUUCACAACAACUGCGAGAAAUAGGAAAAGGAUUAGAGAUAUGCGGAUAUAAGUUUCUAUGGGUGCUAAAAGAAGAGCUUCAAGAAUUGUUUGAGAAUACAGUCCUGGAGGAGAUGGAAAAGAAAGGGAAAAUAAUGAAAGCAGGGGAUUAUGAGGAAGCUAUUAUGGACCAUCCAGCUAUUGGACUUUUCGUGAACCAGUGCGAAUGGGAUUCAGUGAUGAAUGCAGCUUGGUCAGGGGUGCCAAUACUGGCGUGGCCACAGCAUGGUGAUCAAAAAUUGAAUGCAGAAGCUGUAGAGAAGGCAGGAUUGGGGAGGUGGGUAGAAGAAUGGGGUUGGGGUGAGGAAAAUCUAGUGAAUGGUGGAAGGAUUGCAGAGAUGGUGAAAAACUUAAUGGGAGAUGUUAAUAUGAAGGUAAACGCUAUGAAAGUGAGGGAACAAGCUAGGAAGGCCAAGGAAAUCGGAGGGAGCUCAGAGAAGAGGCUGAGGAAAUUCAUCGAAACAUUAAAAUCAGAACAAAAAUGA